This is a messenger RNA of Thunnus maccoyii (southern bluefin tuna), 1306 nucleotides long. RefSeq names its product copper metabolism (Murr1) domain containing 1 (gene commd1). The coding region runs from base 33 to 602 and encodes 189 amino acids. The transcript has 3 exons. Gene Ontology annotation, cellular component: endosome. The record is from RefSeq and is a predicted model, not a curated record. Gene Ontology annotation, biological process: copper ion homeostasis; negative regulation of protein localization to cell surface; regulation of proteasomal ubiquitin-dependent protein catabolic process. Lineage: Eukaryota; Metazoa; Chordata; Actinopteri; Scombriformes; Scombridae.
ACGUGACCCUGUGAUGAGGAAAAAAAGAAAACAUGGCGGACGUGGAGGCAGCGAAGUCUCUGAGCGGUCUGUUGAAUGGAAUAGCUCAGAAAGUUUAUUACAACAACACAGAAAUCACAGAGGAGCUGCUGAAACAUGAGUUAUAUCCCGAACUGUCGCACGAGGAGUUCAAGGCUCUGCACGAGAAGAUGAAAGGUCUCUUAAAGUCCAUCGCCACGGCAGACAUGGACCACGCUCAGCUGGAGGCCUUCCUCACGGCUCAGACCAAGAAGCAGGGCGGUGGCGUGACGGCAGAACAGGCCGCCGCUCUCUCCCGCUUCUGGAAGAGCCAGCGGGUCCGGGUGAGGGAGAGCUUGCUGGCUCAAAGCCGCUGGGAGCCCGGCCUCAGGGGCCUCUCCUGGAGGGUGGACCUCCAGACCGCCGCCAGCCGGGGGGACGCUGCUCACAGCGGCCCCGUCGCUCUGAUGGAGCUGGAGCUGGGCAGGACCGGACAGGACUCAGAGUUUUUGUGUCUGGAGUUUGACGAGGCCAAAGUCAACCAGGUGCUGAAGAAGAUGUCUGACAUCCAGGAGAGCAUCGACAGAAUAGUUCACCGCACCUAAAAACUCUGUGAGAGUUUAUCUCAAGACAGCAGAGAGACAGUGAGGUGUGACUCCGACUAUCUGUGUUUCAUCAACAGUUCAAUAGCCUCACACAGAAACGGGAUUUGUUCAGACCUGUAAAUAACCAGACUGGAUCCAACAUGGCUUCUGCACCUGCCUGCACACUCAGAAAGGACAUGUUAUCUGAUCAACAUGUUAUCUGAUCAACAUACGCGUGCACUUAAAGAUACAACCUGGCAUUUUUUUCCACAAGCUGUCCACGUGUGACUCUGAAGGGUCUGACUUGUUAAAGAGCUUUUAUUGCUUUCUUGAUCUGUUAUAAUUCAAAGUGCAGCACUGAUUUACUGCUGUGUUUCUACAUCAUGUUUUCCAUUUGAGGGAAACCUCUGAUAGGAUGAAGGUUCCUCUCUGACCAAAAGAGAUUAAAAAAAAAAUAUAUACUAAACCGAAGGUGGCCAUGAAAGUUCAACGCACUACAAUGUGCAACAAAUAUUGUGUAUUCAUUCUCUUUUUUCUAAAUUCUGUGCAUGUUUUGUCAAGUUGAUGAUGUUUUAAUCAUUUCCUUUUGUCUUUUUGUGUUUACUGUCGUAGCUUUGAGCUGUCAGCGCCACCGUUUAAACCACCAGUUUGAAUUUUGGGAUUUUUGAAUGAUGCAAAGCAGAAAUAAAUCCUCAAAUAAACACUGCAGUGUAAUGUGAAUGUUA